AGAGGGAGGAGAGAGCGAGAGAAACAGAGAGGGAGAGAGCGAGAGAGAGAGGAAGAGAGAGAGAGAGGGCAAACUUUACGCGGUAGUGGUUGAGGCGCUUUACGGGCUCACCUUGGUCAACCACCGAACGAACAUACCUUCGAUCCCAUUCCCCAAAUCCACAAGUGACAGACAGCGGCGAGGACACCCCCCCCCCCCCUCUCCUCACCCCGCCUCGCUCCCCAAACCACCCGCCAGCCGGAGAGACGCGGGCUGCAUCCUCUUAAGCCGUUCAUGCCGGAUAAAGUUCAUGACCAACGUGGUAGAGGAGAGGGGACAACGGCUGGACGGCACACACCUUUCGAUAAACUUAUCGGGAAGUCGCUCGUCGCCGUCUGAAAUGGGCACCUUGCGUGACCUCCAGUACGCGCUCCAGGAGAAGAUCGAGGAGCUGCGGCAGAGGGACGCGCUCAUCGACGAGCUGGAACUGGAGCUCGACCAGAAAGACGAGCUCAUACAGAGACUGCAGACCGAGCUGGACAAAUACCGCUCCGUUAUCAAACCGGCAACCCAGGUCGUCAAGCAGAACGAUCUGCACGAGCAGCAGAGGACGAAGAGGCAGGCGAUUUCGGCCGAACCCACAGCCUUCGACAUCCAGGAUCUUAGCCAUGUCACCCUACCUUUCUACCCCAAAAGCCCACAGUCCAAAGACCUGAUCAAGGAGGCCAUCUUGGACAACGACUUCAUGAAGAACCUGGAGCUGUCGCAGAUUCAAGAGAUCGUGGACUGCAUGUACCCUGUGGAGUAUGGAAAGGACAGCUGCAUCAUUAAGGAAGGCGAUGUGGGCUCGCUGGUCUACGUCAUGGAAGACGGGAAGGUGGAGGUGACGAAGGAGAGUCUGAAGCUCUGCACCAUGGGGCCGGGAAAGGUGUUUGGGGAGCUCGCUAUCCUCUACAACUGCACCAGGACCGCCACUGUCAAGACUCUAACAAAUGUCAAGCUGUGGGCCAUCGACCGACAGUGCUUUCAGACGAUCAUGAUGAGGACGGGUCUCAUCAAGCACACGGAGUACAUGGAGUUUCUGAAAAGCGUUCCCACAUUCCACGGCCUGCAGGAAGAUAUUCUGAGCAAGCUCGCCGAUGUCCUUGAGGAAACGCAUUAUGGAGAUGGAGAGUACAUCAUCAGGCAGGGGGCCAGGGGAGACACCUUCUUCAUCAUCAGCAAGGGAAAGGUUAAUGUGACCAGGGAAGACUUGCCCAAUAUAGAGCCUGUCUACCUGCGAAGCCUCGGGAAAGGAGACUGGUUCGGAGAGAAAGCUCUACAAGGGGAGGACAUAAGGACAGCCAACGUCAUUGCAGCAGAGGCAGUCACCUGUCUGGUCAUCGACAGAGAUUCAUUCAAGCACCUGAUUGGAGGUUUGGAGGAGGUUUCCAGUAAAGGCCACGAGGAUGCUGAUGCCAAAGCCAAAUACGAAGCGGAGAAUGCAUUUUUCUUCAACCUCAACCUCGCCGACUUCAACAUCAUCGACACUCUGGGAGUCGGCGGAUUUGGCCGCGUUGAGCUGGUUCAGCUCAAGAGCGACGAGAACAAAACCUUCGCAAUGAAGAUCCUGAAGAAGCGGCACAUUGUCGACACGAGGCAGCAGGAGCACAUUCGUUCAGAGAAACUCAUCAUGCAGGAGGCCCACUCUGACUUCAUCGUUAGACUCUACAGAACAUUCAAGGACAGCAAGUACCUCUACAUGUUGAUGGAGGCGUGUUUAGGAGGAGAGCUGUGGACCAUUCUUCGUGACCGGGGUUCAUUUGAGGACUCAACCACCAGGUUUUACACGGCGUGUGUGGUGGAGGCCUUUGCCUACCUGCAUUCCAAAGGAAUCAUCUACAGAGACCUCAAACCAGAGAACCUUAUUUUGGACCACAGAGGAUAUGCCAAACUGGUCGACUUUGGCUUCGCCAAGAAGAUCGGAUUCGGAAAGAAAACGUGGACCUUCUGCGGAACGCCGGAGUAUGUAGCACCAGAGAUCAUUCUGAACAAGGGCCAUGACAUCUCAGCCGACUACUGGUCUCUGGGAAUCCUCAUGUUUGAGCUCUUAACUGGCAGCCCUCCAUUCUCUGGCCCGGAUCCCAUGAAAACCUACAACAUCAUCUUGAGAGGAAUCGACAUGAUAGAAUUUCCAAAGAAAAUUACCAAAAAUGCUGGCAACCUAAUUAAAAAGCUAUGCAGGGAUAAUCCUUCUGAACGACUGGGAAACUUGAAAAAUGGUGUCAAAGACAUUCAAAAGCACAAAUGGUUUGAGGGCUUUAACUGGGAGGGCUUGAAGAAGGGGACAUUGACCCCUCCUAUCGUCCCUAAUGUGACAUCAGCCGUAGACACAAGUAACUUUGACAGCUUCCCAGAGGACAACGAGGACCCGCCUCCUGACGACAACUCCGGCUGGGACGUUGAUUUUUGAAGUCCUCCUCUCGACUUUAAACCUAAAGAAACUCUUCUUUUGUUGGCUUUGAGGCCGUCUUGAGGACAUGGCUGAGUUCUGAGAAGAAAG
This is a messenger RNA of Gasterosteus aculeatus aculeatus (three-spined stickleback), 2521 nucleotides long. Its product is annotated as cGMP-dependent protein kinase 1. The record is from RefSeq and is a predicted model, not a curated record. Gene Ontology annotation, biological process: protein phosphorylation. Gene Ontology annotation, molecular function: cGMP-dependent protein kinase activity; ATP binding. NCBI's taxonomy places the organism in Eukaryota, Metazoa, Chordata, Actinopteri, Perciformes, Gasterosteidae.